Molecule: messenger RNA, 2516 nt
Organism: Hypomesus transpacificus
Lineage: Eukaryota; Metazoa; Chordata; Actinopteri; Osmeriformes; Osmeridae
Gene: dtl
Product: denticleless E3 ubiquitin protein ligase homolog (Drosophila)
Exons: 15
Coding region: 116-2101 (661 amino acids)
Biological process (GO): proteasome-mediated ubiquitin-dependent protein catabolic process; mitotic G2 DNA damage checkpoint signaling
Cellular component (GO): nucleus
Molecular function (GO): protein-macromolecule adaptor activity; protein binding
Source: RefSeq, a predicted model, not a curated record
UGUUCAUGUUCUUCCAGUUCGCGGGAAAGGGUUGCAACAAGGCGACCACCAAGACAAUCAUAGAUCAAAAUAAUACAAAUCGGUAAAUCGAGACGUUUCUGCUGGACCCGUUAAAAUGCUGUUUCGCGCAAUAGUAGACAGAGGAGUUAGUAAACGAAGGCGCAAUGAUUCAUGUCCUGGAUUCCACUUGACAUCGCUUCUGGACUGCUUCCAGUGUUCCCAGCACGAUGAGCACAUCUCCAAUGGGAAUUUGGGGGAAGCUGUGCCACCGUUUGGAUGUGCCUUCUCGACUGCCAGAGGGAUGCAGGGUGUUCUGGCUGUGGCCAAUGAAGAGGGAAUAGUGAGGCUGUAUAACACCGAAAACCGUAAAAGUCCAGUUCUCAAAGAGUGGAUGGCGCAUGAGAAUGCUGUCUUUGACAUUGCCUGGGUGCCUGGAGAAACAAGCCUGGUUACUGCUUCAGGUGAUCAGCUGGCCAAGCUGUGGGAUGUGAAAUCACAGAACCUUCUUGGCAGCUUCAAGGGGCAUCAGUGCAGCCUCAAGUCGGUGUCUUUCACACAACAGGAGAAAUCUGUGUUUUGCACUGGUGGCAGAGAUGGAAAUAUUAUGAUCUGGGACACCAGGUGCAGCAAAAAAGAUGGUUUCUACAGGCAGGUAAAGCAGAUCAGUGGGGCCCACAACAAGAUGGACACACAUACCCCUUCUAAGAUGAAGAAAAGACGGCUUGGCCAGCACGGCAGAGCUCCUUCUGUAGAUUCCCAACAGAGUGUCACUGUUGUUCUGUUUCGUGAUGAACACACCCUCAUCUCCACAGGAGCUGUUGAUGGAAUUAUCAAGAUGUGGGACCUUCGAAAAAACUACACCGCACAUCUCCAUGAUCCUACACCGCUCCUAGCAUACCCUUACCCAGGAGCCAGCACACGGAAGCUAGGUUAUUCAGGACUUGUAUUAGACUCCAGUGGAGCCAACCUGUUCGCAAAUUGCACUGAUGACAACAUCUACAUGUUCAACAUAAGUGGGCUGAAAACUACCCCAGUGGCUCUCUUUACUGGUCACCGUAACUCUUCAUUUUAUGUCAAGUCCGCUGUUAGUCCUGAUGACCAGUUCCUGGCUAGUGGCUCAAGUGACCAUCACACAUACAUAUGGAAGAUCUCAGACCCAAAACAGGCCCCUAUGAUGCUUCAGGGCCAUAGCCAGGAGGUGACCUCGAUUGCAUGGUGCCCCACAGAUUUCACAAAGAUUGCUUCCUGUUCUGACGACAAUACUGUACGGAUCUGGCGUCUGGACAGGGGAAUGGACGGGGCUAAAUCAUCUGUGGGAGAGGCCAAUCUAGUUGGCUGGGCCUGUCCUGGUCCUACCUCCACUGUACCAAGCUCAAGUCCCUUGAACCAGGCAGAGCACACGCCACCUAAGAACCCUAGGACAGAGAAUUUGGGAGGCCUAUCAUCUCCCCAACCUGCUGCCUGUGCUCCAAGUGGUGCCGCUCUGCCCCUGCCGUCCAGUACCAGCUCACCCACACAGGCUCAGGGUGCCAAGGCCAACCGCCCACACCUACGGACGCCCACUUCCAUCAGACAGUGGUGUUCACGCACCGCUCCAAUAGAGCAGGCCAGUCCUCCUCUGCGGCAGGUGCUCAGCCCAUGUCCCCAGAGCCCUGCGCCUGGCACACCACUCUCAGAGAGGAGGGCCAAGCGCAGGCUGGAGACUGGUCCUGGAGAUUUAGGAAGUUGUGGGGGCAUGAGGAACUGUGACUGUGUCACAGAGCUUUACCCCGUAGCCAAGAAAAGCCGGCCACUGGUUGGUGUGUGUUGUGCUCAAGAAGGACCCCAGGCAGGGACAGAGAAGAUAUUGGAAGGAGAAGAUCUCCACAUGGAAGACCAGAAGCCGUUCAGACAGGCAGAUAAGGAGAACAGCUCCCUGGGAGUGGUGGACUGGUUGUCAGUGAUGGGCCGGAAGUUGAAGGAAGGCCCUGGAGGCCCAAGCAGUCCCAAAAGUUCCAGUGCCUCCAAAAGGCAAGAUGGCAGAACACCACCUUCACCGUCGUGUUCCCCAAAUGCCAUGAAGAAGAUAUCCUCUUAUUUCCAGAGAGUGACCCCUAACUGACAACAUGUUCCGGCCUUAAAUCAGUUAGGGAUUAUAUUUUCCUUAAAUGUACAUUCUUUAAACUUUUUGUGCCCAUAUUUAAAUGUGUACCUAUUUUAAUUGGUAUCACAAUUAAACAUAUCAAUAUUUUUUUAAAGACCUCCAUAAUCUUUACAUUCAAUGGACACAAUAUGUGGUAACCAGAAGAUGAGUGGCUCACUCACCAUAGAUGGUCUGAGAUUCCCAUUUCCUUGUUUUGUGCAUGAAUUUUGUAUAUUGGCCUUGAACUUUUACACCAUAUAUUCAUACAUAUGUCAUACAGGGCACUGUCUAUGAUUCACCUGUGCUAAUGUUUGUAAUGUACAUAUUGAUAACUGAUUGUGUAUUGCUUGAACCAAAGCUAUGUUUCAUUGAUUAAACAAGCUAUUUGAUAUUC